UUAUUCAACCUAUCGAUUAUUUUUAGCGCGUGCUUUUUGUAUUAAAUAAAGUUAAUCAAUUCUAUGUUGUGUUGUUAGUUGUUGGUUCAAGUGCAAGGCGAGAGGUGCAAUAAGGAAGGAAAUUGAAUUACUUGACGUUUAUAUGACAUUUGCAACGCGUGAGAUGUACCAGAGUUAUAGGUAAAGGAUAUCUCAUAAAACUAGGCUGUGAAAAAGAGAAAAAAAGUGAUAUAAUAUUUUGUUAUAAGUGAUCACAAAUUGAUGUAAACUUUGAUUGAUGAAAACAAAUUCUCAACAAGUGAUUCAAAUUUAGCUUUGGGGCUAAAUUAAAGAUUGGUUUUAGUGUAAAUACUUGAGAAUUAUUUAUUUUUAUAAAAAUUUAAUCAAAAUCAACGACAAUGGUGCUAGCCGAUAAAGAUGCCGGAAUCGUGGAGCGACUCCUGACAGCUGGAACAUCAGCUUGUAUAGCAGAUUUUCUGUCAUUUCCACUGGACACUGCCAAAGUUCGAUUACAAGUGCAGGGUGAGGUUGUUCCAGUGGCGCGCAACAUAAUGCUCGACGCCUCUGGCCAGGCAGUGGUGGCGGAAGCACCAGGACUCAGAUACAAAGGUGUAAUAGGAACUAUGGGAACUAUCGCUCGUCAGGAAGGUUUCAAGGCCCUGUACAAUGGAUUAUCUGCAGGACUUCAAAGGCAAAUGUGCUUCUCAUCUGUAAGACUUGGCUUAUACGAUUCCGUCAAAGAUUUCUACACAAAAUUGUUAUACGAUACUAAAGACGUGAGUAUGCAACUUGGAGCAAGAAUAUUAGCCGGAGCAACUACUGGAAGUAUGUGCGUUUUGUUCGCUCAGCCCACUGACGUUGUUAAAGUCCGCUAUCAGGCGCAAAUCCGCAAUCCUGGAGUCGGAGCAAGAUACAAGAGCACACCCCACGCAUACAAAUCGAUAUUCAAGGAGGAAGGUCUUCGAGGAUUAUGGCGUGGUACAGCACCUAACGUCUGCCGUAAUGGUAUUGUAAACAUCUCCGAAAUUGUAUGCUACGAUUUGGUAAAGGAUUUGUUAAUGCAACAUUUGCACAUGAAAGAUGGUGUGCCAUGCCAUUUCACAUCAGCUGUGAUUGCCGGUUUCUGCACAACUGUGGUUGCAUCUCCGGUCGAUGUGAUCAAAACUAGAUACAUGAAUGCACCGAAAGGACAGUACAAUGGAGCAAUUGAUUGCACCGUACGAUUAUUAAGAUCUGAAGGAGCUUCUGCUUUUUAUAAGGGAUUCGUCCCAUCGUUCAUGCGGCUUGUUUCAUGGAACAUCUGCAUGUGGAUAACCUACGAACAGGUCAAAAUCGCUGUCAAAGGAGUCGUUAGAGGACACGAUUGAUCAAUCCAUCAAACGUUAUAUACAUAUUUUUAUAAAUAAAUAUUAAUUAUGAAUAAGUCAUCCAU
Molecule: messenger RNA, 1432 nt
Organism: Ctenocephalides felis (cat flea)
Lineage: Eukaryota; Metazoa; Arthropoda; Insecta; Siphonaptera; Pulicidae
Product: mitochondrial uncoupling protein 2-like
Exons: 9
Coding region: 399-1367 (322 amino acids)
Biological process (GO): adaptive thermogenesis; mitochondrial transmembrane transport; mitochondrial transport
Cellular component (GO): mitochondrial membrane
Molecular function (GO): oxidative phosphorylation uncoupler activity
Source: RefSeq, a predicted model, not a curated record